Molecule: messenger RNA, 3351 nt
Organism: Thlaspi arvense
Lineage: Eukaryota; Viridiplantae; Streptophyta; Magnoliopsida; Brassicales; Brassicaceae
Source: the annotation of a GenBank genome assembly
AUGAACGGCCAACGAGGCAGUAAUUCUUCAUUGAGCUCUGGCAAUGGCAACGAAGUCGCCGCCGACGUGUCUUCUUCUUGCUUUUAUGUUCCCAACCCCUCUGGUACCGACUUCGAUGCUGAAUCGUCUUCUCUUCCCCCUCUCUCCCCAGCUCCGCAAGUGGCGUUGUCAAUUCCUGCAGAGCUCGCUGCCGCCAUUCCCCUCAUCGAUCGCUUCCAGGAUCCCAUCCCCACAUCCCUGCUCAAGAUAAACAGCGAUCUCGUCAGCCGUGCUACCAAGUUGUUUCAUCUCAUCUUAAAGUAUAUGGGCGUUGAUUCCUCUGAUCGAUCAACUCCUCCCAGUUUAGAUGAACGCAUUGACCUUGUUGGAAAGCUUUUCAAGAAAACUUUGAAACGUGCCUUAAAGCGCUCUAUCAAAGCUGGUCCUAGACAUACCACCCCCGGCCGUGAAGAAAUAGAAGCCCUUUUGACCGCUAGAAAGCUCACAACCAUAGUCUUCUUUCUUGAUGAAACUUUUGAAGAAAUAUCAUAUGACAUGGCUACAACAGUGUCUGAUGCUGUUGAGGAGCUAGCUGGGACAAUUAAACUAUCAGCUUUCUCUAGCUUCAGUUUGUUUGAAUGUCGUAAAGUUGUUUCAAGUUCGAAAUCAUCUGAUCCCGGAAAUGAGGAAUAUAUUGGAUUGGAUGAUAACAAGUAUAUUGGAGAUCUCCUCGCAGAAUUCAAAGCUAUAAAAGAUAGAAAUAAAGGAGAGAUACUUCACUGCAAACUGGAGAACGUGACCAAAGAUGAUGCAAGGCAACAAUUUCUACGGAUAUUGAAGGCACUGCCAUAUGGGAAUUCCGUGUUUUUUAGCGUACGCAAGAUAGAUGAUCCGAUUGGCCUUUUACCUGGACGAAUUAUUUUGGGUAUCAACAAACGUGGGGUUCACUUUUUCCGACCGGUUCCUAAAGAGUACCUGCACUCAGCUGAAUUACGUGACAUAAUGCAAUUUGGCAGCAGUAACACUGCAGUCUUUUUCAAAAUGAGAGUCGCUGGUGUUCUUCACAUAUUUCAGUUUGAGACAAAACAGGGAGAAGAAAUCUGUGUUGCUUUACAAACACAUAUAAAUGAUGUCAUGUUGCGUCGUUACUCCAAAGCUCGAUCUGCUGCCAAUAGCUUGGUUAAUGGAGAUAUAUCAUGCAGUUCUAAGCCGCAAAAUCUUGAACUAUAUGAAAAACGUGUGCAAGAUUUGUCUAAAGCUUUUGAAGAGUCCCAGAAGAAGAUUGAUAAGUUGAUGGAUGAACUGCAAGAGAAAAGUCAGCAAGAAGUUAUUCUGCGUGAAGAGGUAGAAGCUAUACGCAAUAGCUUAGAGCUUGAAAGGAAAAAUUUGAUGGAGGUUAUCUUAGACCGUGAUAAACUUAAGUCAUUGUGUGACGAGAAGGGGACGACUAUUCAGACCUUGAUGUCUGAACUGCGAGGAAUGGAAGUAAAGUUGGCGAAGUCGGCCAACACAAAAUCAAGUAAAGAGACAAAAUCAGAAUUAACGGAAAUGAAUAAUCAGAUAUUACACAAGAUCCAAAACGAGUUAGAAAUUCGAAAUAAGGAAUUGCAUGUUGCAGUUGAGAAUUCAAAGAAGUUGUUGAGUGAGAACAAGAUACUGGAGCAAAGUAUUUUCAGUAUUGAAAAUAAGAAAACAGAGGAGGUUGAAAUUCACCAAAAGAGAUAUGAACAAGAAAGAAAGGUGUUAAAACUUCGAGUUUCUGAACUUGAAAAUAAGCUGGAAGUCCUUACUAAAGACUUGGAUACUGCUGAGUCUACGAUUGAAAGUAAGAAUUCUGACAUGCUGCUGUUGCAGAAUAACUUGAAAGAACUUGAGGAGCUAAGAGAAAUGAAGGAGGACAUUGACAGAAAGAAUGAGCAAACAGCUGCGAUUUUGAAGAUGCAAGGAGCCCAACUUGCUGAGCUAGAGAUACUUUACAAGGAAGAACAAGUUCUAAGGAAAAGAUACUACAAUACCAUAGAAGAUAUGAAGGGGAAAAUUAGAGUUUAUUGUCGUAUAAGACCUCUAAAUGAAAAAGAGAGUUCAGAGAGGGAAAAACAAAUGCUGACAACUGUGGAUGAGUUUACAGUCGAACAUCCAUGGAAAGACGACAAAAGAAAGCAACACAUAUAUGAUCGAGUGUUUGACAUGCGUGCUAGCCAAGAUGAUGUCUUCGAAGACACAAAGUCAGCUGUAGAUGGUUAUAACGUUUGCAUCUUCGCAUAUGGUCAAACUGGUUCUGGAAAAACUUUCACAAUAUAUGGGCAUGAGAACAAUCCUGGACUCACACCCCGAGCAACAAAGGAACUUUUCAAAAUAUUAAAGCGAGAUAGCAACAGAUUUUCAUUUUCUUUGAAGGCAUACAUGGUGGAACUUUAUCAAGACACACUUGUGGACCUUCUGCUACCAAAAACUGCAAAACGGUAUGGUCUUUGUAGAGAAUGUGACAACUAUUCCUAUAUCAACGUUGGAGGAACUCCGAAUGAUUAUUGAACGGGGAUCUGAACGACGACAUGUCUCUGGAACAAAUAUGAAUGAAGAAAGCUCAAGAUCUCACCUAAUACUUUCGGUAGUUAUUGAAAGUAUUGAUCUUCAAACCCAAUCUGCUGCAAGGGGCAAGUUGAGUUUUGUGGAUCUUGCUGGUUCUGAGAGGGUAAAAAAGUCAGGCUCUGCUGGUUGCCAACUCAAAGAAGCUCAAAGUAUCAACAAAUCACUUUCUGCAUUAGGUGAUGUUAUUGGUGCUUUAUCUUCUGGAAACCAGCAUAUACCUUACAGAAAUCACAAGUUAACGAUGUUGAUGAGUGAUUCAUUGGGCGGCAAUGCAAAGACGUUAAUGUUUGUCAAUGUGUCUCCAGCCGAAUCAAAUUUGGAUGAGACAUACAAUUCUCUUUUAUAUGCAUCGAGGGUGAGAACAAUCGUGAAUGAUCCCAGCAAACAUAUAUUAUCCAAAGAGAUGGUGCGUUUGAAAAAGUUGGUAGCAUACUGGAAAGAGCAGGCCGGUAAAAAAACUGAAGAAGAAGAUUUGGUGGAAAUCGAGGAAGAUCGAACACCAAGGAAUGAAGCAGAUAGUUGAAGAAAGUUACAUGUAAUACAUGUAGGUGAAAUUGAGACGAUAAUUUCAUUAAUUUUGGUUGUCACCAUUCUUUUUGUAGGAAGUUACUACUCUGAAGUAGUCUUUUGAAGAGUGAUGCUAUAUGUCUCAAAGUUUCUCUUUUCUUGAGAUCUUAAUUAGAGGGAAAACAAAUCGUAGAUAAUACCAUACAAAGCCAGUGAACAGUAUACAUACAAGAACGAAAGUGAAUCAGUAAAAAAUAACAUAAAAUGUCCUCUGGG